AUAAAUCAAAGUCCUGGUUGUCACAGCUAGUAGAUUUCCAGGGACUCUGAAGUCUCUCCCUUGCAGCCCUCUAGCUGCUAACUCUCCAGGGUUCAUAUCACUUACUCUCAAAGCAUCUCGCAGACUGUGUGUAUAUGGCUGUAGCUAAGUGUAAUGCAAUGGUUAGUGGUAUGACAAUCUGAGUAGGAGAGCCACUGCUCUGAUGUUCUGCUGACUUCAUUUGGCCUUCAAUUUAACAAAUCCUUGGUUUAUAAUGCUAAUUGAAUAGCUCAUCUGCCAGACUCUUUGCUGGAGAGAGACUUCCAAGAAAUACUGCUGUUAACAGGACUGGUAUACUGAAAAAAGAACAACUUUUUUGGAAGCAGGCUGGACAUCAUCCACCUAAUUUUGUAUUGGGUUCAAAGCUUUCAGUGGGAUGAGCGGUAGUGGUGCUGUGGGGCAGAAGCAGAAGGUAGUGCCUCAUGUAGAAACAGAACAUCAAACGUCAUCACUGGCUGUACCACAGAAAAUUUUGACACUGCAGUUGUAGCUGCAUUAGGGAUUUAAUUCAGAUAAUGAUAAGGUUUUGAAGCAAAUCUCCCAGUUGUCACCAGUUGUUGCCUUUUGCUUUGCACUAUAGGGCAUCGCAGGUGUACACAUUGGAUACCUUUCCAUAGAAAGUCAAGUGAAAGACAUUCCCCACCAAUGAAGAGCCAUUAAGUCCGUGGGACCAGUUGGCCUGAAGGAAUCCCCCUGAAACACACGCAGUGCAGAUGUGGGGUCCUCAGUACUGGUUGUUUUGGAGUAGUCUGCACUGUUUUCCAGCACAACCAAAUCAGCAGGCAAUUUGAAUAACUUGCCAGUAAAUUAAAUUUACUUACUUCUAAUGUAUGUAAUACAGGCUUUAGCAACUUCUACUAUGUGCAGACACUAAUAUGUUUGCUCGCUUUGUUAUCCUAACAGUAAACACGGUAGCUGUGGUGGAAAGAAGAGACUCACCUUUUAAAAUAAAUGUUCCAUAACGCUGAAUAUCGUGUUGGAGGAGAGGAAAACAAAUGCCAAAUACAAGACAAUUCAAGAUCCAGUUCUAGGCACGUGAUGUGACUCAGACCUCCCCCUGGUUAUUGUUACAGUGUGCUAAGUUACACACAUACAUUCGAGAGAGAGAACACGUUUCUAAACGAGAACGUAGUUUGGGCGCUCCUCCACCAGAUGUCCCUGCCGUGAGCCCUGCGGAGUCUAUUUACACACCGAGUGGCUUUGUCACCGGGGCGAUGCUGUGGCCAAGGUUUAUCUGGGUCGGAGGAACCUGCAGAACCGGUAUCUUCAUACAAACUCCAGGCCCGCCUGUAAUACAAGGAACAGGACAGGCACAUUAGGACUUUUAAAAUGACCUUUAAUAGGCAAAUGAAGCAGCCCUGAGGAAGAAGUCUAUGAGCAGCGCGAAUCAACAGGAGUGAGUGUUGCAUACCUUCAUGCACCCACUGUAUGCUCUACCUGUAAUAAAAGAGUCAUGGCCCCAGACAUGGGCUCUGCCGCACUUGCACAUGCAAAGCUUUUAACCUGGUUGGUGUCCCUGUUGAGUCUGGUAUGCUGUUCUGCUGCUGCUACUGUGGAUGAGCCCAACCCGGGCAAGAGUUUCUUGCCUCAGUAUGAAUCUGAUCAUGGGGGAGCUGUUGACUCUUCACAAGAUACAAGGCUACAUGUUUUCACAGUGGACUAUGACUAUGUGCAAAUUCCCUAUGAAGUUACCCUUUGGAUCCUCCUUGCCUCUCUUGCAAAAAUAGGUUUCCAUCUCUAUCACCGAUUACCAAGACUCAUGCCCGAAAGCUGCAUCCUGAUUGCCAUUGGAGCACUGGUAGGAGCAAUCAUCUAUGCUUCUGAUCACAAGUCUCCACCGGUGAUGACCACAAGUAUUUACUUCUUGUAUCUCCUUCCACCCAUCGUCCUGGAGGAGGGUUAUUUCAUGCCAACUCGCCCAUUUUUUGAGAACUUUGGGUCCAUCCUGUGGUGGUCUGUGCUGGGAUCUCUGCUAAACUCGUUUGGGAUUGGCCUCUCCCUCUACGGAAUCUGCCAGAUUGAAGCCUUUGGCCUGACAGACCUGAACCUGCUGCAGAACCUCCUCUUUGGCAGCAUGAUUUCAGCUGUGGAUCCUGUGGCUGCUCUGGUAGUUUUUGAAGAAGCCUCCGUUAACGAGCAGCUUUACAUGAUGAUCUUUGGAGAGUCAUUGCUAAAUGAUGGCAUAACUGUGGUUUUAUAUAACAUCUUCAUCGCCUUCACCCAGAUGCACAGGUAUGAAGAAAUUGAAUCCAUUGAUGUCUUUGCUGGCUUUGCUCGCUUCUUCGUGGUGGGGCUGGGUGGCAUGUUGUUUGGCAUCGUCUUUGGAUUUGUGUCGGCACUCAUGACUCGAUUCACCCGCAACGUUUCUGCUAUCGAACCACUGCUGGUCUUCAUGUUCAGCUACCUGUCAUACUUGUCUGCUGAAACCCUUUACAUCUCCGGCAUUUUGGCGAUGACAGCCUGUGCAGUGACAAUGAAAAAAUACGUGGAGGAGAAUGUUUCCCAGAAUUCCUAUACUACAAUAAAGUAUUUCAUGAAGAUGCUGAGCAGCGUCAGUGAGACCUUGAUUUUUGUGUUCAUGGGAGUGUCCACAGUGGGGAAAAACCACGACUGGAACUGGGCCUUCAUUUGUUUCACUUUGCUCUUCUGUCUCCUUUGGCGGACACUGAGUGUAUUUGCUCUCUUCUACAUCAGUAACAAGUUCCGAACAUAUCCCUUCACCUUCAAAGACCAACUCAUUAUUUCCUACAGUGGCCUUCGAGGAGCCAGCAGCUUCUCUCUUGCAUUCUUGCUUCCAGUGAAUCUCUUCCCAAGAAAAAAUCUCUUCAUUACUGCCACUCUUGUAGUUAUAUAUUUCACUGUGUUCAUCCAAGGGAUCACAAUUGGACCAUUGGUCAGAUAUCUAGAUGUUAAAAAGACCAACAAAAAGGAGUCCAUCAAUGAAGAAAUUCAUGUGCGAUUGAUGGAUCACUUGAAGGCCGGUAUUGAAGACAUAUGUGGACAUUGGAGUCAUUAUCAGCUGAGAGAUAAAUUUAAGAAGUUUGACAAUAAGUAUUUGAAGAAAAUCUUAAUUCGAGAACACCAGCCCAAAUCCAGCAUUGUGUCAUUGUACAAAAAGAUGGAGAUAAAACUGGCCAUCGAGAUGGCUGAGAGUGGCAUGAAAAUUUCACAACCAUCCUCAGCUUCUUUACAGAGCAGUAGCAAUCGGUGUGUGCAUAGGCUCUCCCCCACACAGGUCAAGUCCAUGCGAGAUGUCCUGGCACAUAAUCUGUAUCAAGUGCGACAAAGGGCACCAGCGUACAACCGACACAACCUGCCUACCAGCACAAAUGAGAAGCAAGCCCAAGAAAUCCUCAUCCGUCGGCAGCACAGCCUGAGACAGAGUUGCAGGAAGGGAAACAGUUUACCUUGGGGCAGACCGGCUGGUACCAUGGAAGUACGCUACCUCUCUUUGCCUCAGGGCCCCAGCCAACCCACUAGACGAAAAGCCAGGCGUGUUACAUUUACAGAUCACCACAGAAGUGGCUCUGAUGCUGCAUUCCCAGGAAUGUUCAGACCCCAGCCUCGACUACGGCCACUUGAAGCAAAGCACCACCAGGAAGAGCUGAUUCCAAUGGCACACUUGGAUAGACGAGCAGGCCCAUCCAAUCUGUCAAAUCGAAGAGGAAAUUCAAUCAGCCGGCAUCGUUUCACUAGAGCAGACAAUCGAGCUCUAAUGCCAAAGUCUCGAUUUGCUGUGGCAGAAGUAGAGGAGUAUGAGUCAGAAGAAGAGACAGAAACAAUGGCACCAGCCAGGCCAUUAGACAUAUGAGGAGCAGAGAAGAGCAAUGUUUGUAUCUCUAGGGCCCUUUGUGAACAGCUUCAGAGAAAAUAACAAAGCUUUUAUAUGAACCAAACCACAAUUUUCCUUUUGGGACCACUGCAUUUGUUCUCAUAUCACUUUAAAGUGCUGUAUCAAGGUACUUAGUGGCUCGAAGAAGACACACAUUCUUGUAUGUUUAUAUCAAGCUUUCUUUCCAACAAAACACUGCAGGAAAGAGGGGAGCAUGAUCUUUGUAGAGGUUUGGACAUAGAUUUAAAUUACAGUAGUUGGGCACAUGCAAUGCUAUGGGCGGAAGCUGAUAUUGCCUUCCUCUGUUCUGUUCUAUGGCCUGCACCCAGGAGAAAGAAACACCAAAGGACAUGUUUGGGACUUGAGUGUCCAGACUGGUAACUGCAACUUGCCUACAGAUUUUGACCUCAGAGUAGCUGAGAUAUUCCAGGAAACAGUUAAAAACCAAAAAGGCAAUUUAGGACAGCUAAAUGUCAGUGAAGAUGCCUAAACAAGUACUUAAGUCAAAAGGAUUUUUAGUGGACAUUUUCAGCACUUGGGAAUCGCUUGGCAUCUCGGGUUUUAGCUCUGCAAAAGUGCUUGACGUCAGUUACUGUGGUGGUCCAUUACUCCUGCUACUUCAACCAGUUUCAACAUGCAGGUACUUAUGACCCACCUACAGUUGCUUUGGAUGAAUAAAAGAGGCAUCCUGGUAUGUAGAAGUCCAGAGGACUCUUCAUGCAGGGGUGCUGUCAGGAUGCCUUCUAUUUGCGAAUGGGGGACGGCAAGAAUGUACAUAAUAUUCUUGUGGUUCAGCAAGUGGGAAGCUUCACUGUAGAGCAUCUAACCUUCAUUCAUCACUCCACCUUGCUAGACGGUGCCCAGAUCGGUAGACUAGUCUUCACACUGAAGCUGGACCAGCACUGCAGAUAGGAAGCAAGAAACUAGGAUAAAAGAUAAAGGGAGCCUAACUUUGUAGCCUGAUGGCUAGCCAGGAAAGAGAGGCCCUGUGUUUUGUACCCAGCUUUUUGUAGGAUGUCUGCCUAUAUGUUAUAUAGAGAUACAUUUGCUAAAAAAAGAAAUAACCAGGGGGACAUGCUUUGGAGCCAGUGACCUCCCGACCUUCCCACUGAGCUCGCUUCCAACUGGCUCUGUGCACCCAUGCUCCAGUCUCAAUGGUGCGUCUCCCUAGUGGUAGGAGAAGAAAGUAGCUAUGGUCUUGAGUCAUUAUGGAUAAAGCCUAAAGCUCUAGACACCUAGUUCUUCUGGUGGAGCUCUUUUCUGCAAAAUGGCAGCAUCAUUGCCACUGUCAUCUGUCUUGAAACUACAGGUGAGCUGAUUUUAUCCAAAAGGAUGACUGGAGUCCAAAAGCCCAUUAGCCCACCCUUGCAGCUGCACUAAACUCAAAUCUACAGCUGAGAAAUGCACCAAGUUCAAUCAUGUUUUCUUCAAGUUUCCCUCUCUCUCCUCCACUCAGAGCUUGCUUAUCUGCCCAACUAGAGGUCUGUAAAUGCUACUGUAAGAGUUAGAGAGGUAAGAAUUCAAGAUAGCAGUGCUACCUUUAUGUUUUUCUUUUUUGUAUUACUGUUAAGUGCUUGUAUGUCCUAGUCCAGAGAAAGCUUUCAGGUGUGAGUUAUGACUUCACAUUUCUUACAACGGAUUUCUGAUUCAGGACAGGUAGCAUCUAAACUAAAAAAAAUCAAAAACACCACCAGAGGAAAAAAAUAAAACCCCUUUCCUCCCAUUUCUCAUGUUUGCAGCUUCUGUGUUUAGCAGGUCAUAAUGAAUCAUCUGCACUGAAACUGUACAAAGCUUUAUGAAACUUAAGUUCUGUUUGCAUUUCCUCAUUGUGCCAGAGAAAUUUUACAGCUUCCUUUUAUGAAAGCAGUGGCACGUUAUUAAAAGAAGGUAGGAUCUGGCUUUUGUACCAACACUGAAUAAGAAGUGCCAUAGUUAUGUACCUGAAUAUCAACAAAUAAACCCAUCUUCACCAAAAGAGGAAGGGCUACAUGUAGUUUUUAAACAAAAGCCUUGUGCCAGAUCUCAAUUCUAUAGCAAGUUAUAUUGACAUAUCAUAAGUCUCACUGAAAAAAUUAUUUUAAGAAAAAGAGUUAGCAUACAAAAUCAGGUCUUAAAUUGCACAAAUUGCCACCUGAAAUUUAAUUGAGGGCAAAAUCAUCACCUGCAUGACAUAGUCCUUAGGCCACAGAGCUGACAUAGGUGUAUGGAGUUGGGUGAUGGAGGUGUGGGACCUGCUGCUGCAUUGCAGAGUCGGAAGGGGGUGGGAUCUUCAAAAAUGGCUAGCGGAAGAUGUGGACUGGAGGCAAUUUUUGGGGACAACGACGAAGGGGAAAAGGAAAUCUGAGAGGAGGGUGACGAAGGGAUAGUGUCUCAUCUUCAAAGGGAGACUCAGGAGAGAGAUUAAACAGAGGAAUUACUGAGAGCUGCACAUUCAGCAUUUCCUCUUUUAGAAGAUUUAGUAAAUGGGUUGUCUGGGGGACACUGGACAGAUACAAACUGUGCGAAAUCAGGAAGGUUAAUGUGAUGUCUAGAGUGGUAUGGAAAGGGACUAGACAUACAUCAUGAAAAAGAGGAGUCCAUGCAGUUUGGUCAGGGUAUGGUUGACAGACAUGCUUAAAAUUGACUCCCAAAUUCUUUAUUAAAUAUUAUAAAAUUUGUGCAGCAUUUAUUUAAUUACCCAUUGUAGGUAGGGAGAAAAGCAUUCAAUUUCUAAUGACCAUUUAUAUCAGAACUAGAGAAAAAUAAUUCUUUCUAAAAUACAAAUAAAUAUACUGCAUAACUGGAGUUGAAUCUCCCUCUUUUGGUUCAUUCCUAAUCUUUCCACUGAUGAAAUCAGUGAGCCAGAACUUCAGAGUAUAAAGCUAUAGAGCAUCUAGAAUAGAACUUUCCCAGCUUUUGUAGUCUGGCCUCCAAACUUGUAAAUUCUAUUUUUAGUUUUAUUUCCUAGCAAUUAGAAAAUACUACUGGAAGAAAAUUUCCUUCUGUGCCAUUAAUUGCUCUUAAUGGUUUUGCUGGCCAUCAGCCAAGAAGCAAUGCUGCAGAUGCUGUAUGAAGUAUGCUCUAAUAUAUAAAGUUGCACUGUUUGUUUGUUUUCAUGGGUAUUUCAUACUUACAGACAAAAGAGUUCUCCUUAAAGAAGCGCAUUGCUUAUGUUUUAAAUAGCAGUAACUACAGCAAUGUUUCACUAUCUAUAGGUGCUCUGAACUGGUUUAGGGCAUGAAUUUAAAUCUGCUGCUGGUGGAUUUAAGUCUUCAUGUGUGUGGGCAUUCUUAAACUCCUUAACCUGGGUCACAUCCAGGAAACUUGUGCUGAUAAUUUGCAAAGGGAAGUCAAUUCAAGAUUUUUUUUUUUUGACUGGUACAGUGCUAUUUACCGGGGAAUUUCAAUUGUGCUCUCAUUUAAGGUGAGCUGGCACAGGAAACUCAUGCCCAGAAGGUUAAAGAAUUAUUUAAAAUCCAGAGAGGAAAUAAGAACUCAGGGAUUUAAGACUAUGUCCUUGGGGCAGGGGGAUAGUGCAGGACAGGUGAGUUUCAGCAAGGAAUAAUGAUGAAUAACCUGUACUUUUCAUAGCAGAGAAAAUAGGAGAUACAUUUGAACAGAACUGGGUAACCAAUGAGGAAAAAAAGACAAAUAAGAACAGUCAUAAUAGAAUAUUUUAAUAGUAAAAGCAACAGUUAUCAAACAGAAUAUUGCAGAAAAGGGGAGGGAGUUAUCAAGGUCAAUAGUACAUUGUGAGCAACAGGCAAUACUUUUGUAUUUAUUGUGUGGUGUGAUUAACUGUUGGAUCCUGUUGUGCUUGCUGUUACCCUUUAACUAAUAUGCCAGGCAAGUAGGAACGUGUAGUAAAAGGAAAAUCUCUUCCUCAGAGAGGUUACCAUAGAGCAUGCGGCAACCAGGGGACCAGCAGCAAUCAGGACACAAUAGCAGCUAGUGCAGGGAGAGUCCAAGCUGUGACCUCCAGAAAUACCAGUUAACAUUGCACCAAAAGAAGGCACUGACUGGUCCUUCUCCCAGGGGAAAUGGUGCCACUGGGAAUGUCUGUGACUGUGUAGUGAGGGCUGAUGCUGCUGUCUGUACAACACCUACAACACCUGGGGAAACAACAUGCUGGCUACAUGGUAAUGCCAGCAAACAUGACAGGGAAAGAUGCUAUGAAGGACCUAAAAGCAGUUUGUGCGUCACACUAGGGGAGAACAUCAGCGAAGGAGUGUAGAAGCAGGGGGGAUAAUUUGCCUCAUAGCGUGGUUUGAAACUCAAGUGAGUGGAGCAGCCGUGUGUCUAUCAAAGCCAGAGAGAAGUUUUAACAGAUGGAAAAGAGCAAGUGCCCUGGUGGGGGCUCUAGGUAAACUGAUUUACUGCUGUUGUGUGUGGGCCAAGAAAGUAGGACAACUUAAAAGGCAAAAGUAAGUUUGGAUGUGUUUAGAGCAAUUAAGGAAGGUUAUAUGAGAUUCAGAAAAGUAGGUCAGAGUUUCAGGCUGGAGAGCCUGGUAGAGAGGAAGUAACCAUGACCACAUUCAGUGCGAGAAGGACGGCUUAAUUUUACAAGGGACAUAGUCAGAGAAAGAGGACCAGUGAUAUCUGCAGGGGAAAUCACUGAAUUGCUAUGGAUAAAACCCAUUACUUAAGUUAAGAAGGUGAACAUAAUUGUGAAAUUAUUCUUAUUUUCUUGCUGGUACGUUGGUUUUGAGAACUGAUACUUUCAAGGUUUUUCCUGCAGUGAUUAGACCCUGAAAACUCAUAUUUUAUGGUCAUGUAUGAAUGGAAACUACUAUUUAAAAGCCUGUGGGAGACUCCAGAAAAUAUAACAAAUAUUUCCAAGCUUCCUUUCUUCAUAGGUGCUUUUUCUAAUUUUCUAUUUAUGUAUAUGGAUAAAACACAAACAUUAAGAGUGGGAAAACAGAUUACCUUAUCUUCAUAUUUUGUUUGCUUUUUAGGUAGGACAAUUACAUUUAUUGUUUUGUCAAACUCACUGUACUUAAGAACCUUAAAAUUAGAUGUGUAAGGUAACAUGAGUAAUAUUCUGAACCAGUUAAGAGGACUGAAAAUCUAUUGUGGUAAGCUACCUAAUUUAUUUCCUUUUGAGAAUCUGUCUCAAUGUUAAUCACAAGUGAAACUCCUUUUUCUUUCCUGCUUUGGUUUUAUAGGUGUGAAAUUUCAAAAGUUAAUAUUGGUUCUUGUUUACUUAUGGUCCACCCUUCCUCCUGGAAAAAAACUUAGUUUCUGUUACAUUUCAAUCAUAGGAAAUGAGACAUGGACUGAAGAAAACUAUGCCAAACUGCUUUUCAGAGUGUCCUUUCUUUGGCUGGGCAGACUGCAGCCACACAAAUAGUGAACAGCUGGUCAGGAGUAGACAUCCAAACUGAACAUCAUCCUUGACUUUUUUCUACCCUUGUGGGAGCAAGCUAGGAAGAAAGAAGCAUCUGUCAAGAACAGCCACAGUGAGCUGGGGGCACAGGUAUUAGUCAUCUGCAACAUGCCUUUUACACAUACAAACACAGGUCGAAUCAUUAGAGAUCUGCUCCAUGCUUUCCCUUCAGUAACUUAUUCUGCUAUAUGCAAAAUUAUCAUAAAAGAGACUCAAAGUUAAACUGCUUUUUUUGCUGGUAUGUAUGUUGGGUGUUAAUUUAGACUCAUUAGUUGAUACUGGUCUAACACCAUUUGCUCCUUGUUCUGCCUUAUUAUCAGCAGUGAUAAGGAGUGAAAAUAGUGAGUAAUGUGCAGAUGUCAAAAUAAAAAGGCUCUAAUUUUUUAAAGGUACCUUGGAACAAAACCUAUAGCUCUCUAGCUAGAUUUAUUCAUGUCUUUAUUGAGAAAAAAAUUUAUAAAUGAAAGCCAGAUGCCCGAAUAUAUUCAGUUUCAAUAUUGCAUGGUGAUUAACAUUGGUAAUACUCGCAGUGGUGCACAGUGCCUUACAGGUGCUGUGUGAACACAAGGCACAGACAAUUCAGAGAGAAGGCAUCCUGAGAAUUAGGCCAGUGUUAAAACCCCACGUGAAAAGUAGUGAAACUUGCACAAAGCAAAUGAGCCUGUGUACACGUAACACAGGAACGCUGCCAGGAACUGAACAUAAGACCCUGGUCCCUUGACCUCAAGUCUACCUUUACUUCCCUUAGGCUUUCAGGUGACUGAAACCUACAGACAGGAUCAAAAGAACAAGCUGAAACUGUUCAUCCAGUUCUCACCACAAAAAUGGAAAAAUCCACACGGAAAUCGCAUUGUUUGUUCGUUGCUUUGAGACAGGCAUCAGGACCUUCUGUUUACAAACACUCAGUGUCCUAAAACACAUCAUAAAAUUUUGCCAUAUUUAAGAUAUAUGUAUAAAACAUAUGUAAUGUAAAAAAGAUGUCAUUCAUCACUCAUUUUCCCCUGGAACAUUCGCUGUUGUUCCUUUCAAAAAACUACAUAUGUUCUGCAUGUUUUGCAUAGUUACAAAAACUUUGUAAUAUUGAGAGGGCUUUUAAGAAGUGAAUAACUGUAGCAAAUAUACUUUUUCCUUGGAACCUGGAACGGAAACUCUUGGAAGUUGCUUCUCUUCCAUUUUCUUUCCCCCCUUCAAUAAAUUAA
Falco peregrinus (peregrine falcon) is the source of this 10435-nucleotide messenger RNA. RefSeq names its product solute carrier family 9 member A4 (gene SLC9A4). NCBI's taxonomy places the organism in Eukaryota, Metazoa, Chordata, Aves, Falconiformes, Falconidae. Bases 1493 to 3850 code for a protein of 785 amino acids. Gene Ontology annotation, cellular component: membrane. The transcript is spliced from 13 exons. Gene Ontology annotation, biological process: proton transmembrane transport; regulation of pH; sodium ion transport. Gene Ontology annotation, molecular function: sodium:proton antiporter activity. The record is from RefSeq and is a predicted model, not a curated record.